This is a messenger RNA of Cicer arietinum (chickpea), 1611 nucleotides long. Its product is annotated as guanylate kinase 2. Gene Ontology annotation, cellular component: cytosol. Gene Ontology annotation, biological process: purine nucleotide metabolic process. The record is from RefSeq and is a predicted model, not a curated record. NCBI's taxonomy places the organism in Eukaryota, Viridiplantae, Streptophyta, Magnoliopsida, Fabales, Fabaceae. Gene Ontology annotation, molecular function: GMP kinase activity; protein binding.
GAAACUAUUACAUUUCUUUUGCGCCUACAAAUAUGAAAUUCUUCCUCACAUUUUCUCCAAACUCACUUUUCCUUUUUUCAUCAUUCCCUCUUCGUUUUUCUUUCACGACAAAAACAAAAUCAUCUUUUUAAGGUUGUUUGUUUUGUUAACACACAACUUCCUGCUUCGUUUCUUAAGGGUUUAAACCAGGAUUAUAGACACAUAUUUCUCUAUGGGUGAAGCACCAGCAUUCCUUGUUGAUGACCUUCAAGAUGGGCCUCUUAGUGGCCUUGAAUUAAAUAACGGAGCUUGCAAAACGACUACUAUGGUUGGUGAUAAAACGUAUGUCAUAGUUGGAGCUGGUGAUGGAACUUUGUCCAUUGACGUUCAAAUUUUUGACCGUAGUCUUGGAGAAUGGGUUCACCCAACUGUGCUGGGAAACAAACCCUCUUCAUGCAAAGGCCACUCGGCUGUGCUUUUUGAAAACCGGAUACUAGUUCUCAAGAAGGGUUCUAAACCAGAUGAUCAGAUAUGGUUCCUAGAGGUGGACACUCAAUAUGUUAGGCAACAGCGGAAAAAAUUGGGGACUGAGGUUGUUGCAUGGAGUAAGGGUGUGAUAGGCAAUGUUGAGAGACCUGUUGUUAUCAGUGGUCCUUCUGGAGUCGGUAAAGGAACACUAAUAUCGAUGCUCAUGAAGGAAUUCCCAUCGAUGUUUGGCUUUUCUGUGAGCCACACCACCCGUGCUCCAAGAAAUAUGGAGAAAGAUGGGGUCCAUUACCAUUUUACCGAUAAGAGUGUGAUGGAGAAAGAGAUCAAGAAUGGAAAGUUUCUCGAAUUUGCUUCUGUCCAUGGUAAUUUGUACGGGACGAGUGUUGAAGCUGUGGAAGUUGUAGCAGAUUCAGGAAAAAGAUGUAUUCUUGAUAUUGAUGUUCAAGGAGCAAGAUCUGUGAGGGCUAGUUCUCUUGAAGCCAUUUUCAUCUUUAUCAGUCCACCGUCAAUGGAAGAGCUGGAGAAGCGCCUUCGUGACAGAGGAACUGAGGCAGAGGAACAGAUCCUUAAGCGACUGCGUAAUGCCGAGGCUGAGAUUGAGCAGGGAAAGUCUUCUAAUGUAUUUGAUUUCACCUUAUACAAUGACAAUCUUGAGGAGUGUUAUGAGAGACUUAAGAAAUUAUUGGGACUUGAUGGUUUUGUCACUCCACAAAAAUCAGCUGCACCUAGAGAGAUUAAUCUGCCAAUGGAUCAUUCGGUGUCGAAAGUUGAUGACAAAAUCAUCAUAAACUGCAUUUCUUCGGAACUAGAGAAUGAAUCAAAGAAUUUGAUCAUGUUGGAUGUUUCCUCAAUAAAAGGAGGUGCACCUGGAAGGACAAGAGGGCUCGAUUUUCAAGUCAUUGAUUAGCUUAGCUAACAACAUUCUACAAACUUGGCCACAACUAACUUGGUUUUCACCAAUCACAAUUCAUAAUGUAACUCGAGGAAAUGAGACAUGCAAUAAUGCAUUAGAUUCAUGUGUUAAAACAUUUUCCCCCUUCUUACUGGCGUUCUUUGAUUGUUAGUUACAUUUAUUACUAUGAUUAGGUUUAAUUGUAAUUUUGGUCUCUCUAUUUUUAUCAAUUUAUGGAAUUGGUCAUUUUA